Molecule: messenger RNA, 1191 nt
Organism: Phoenix dactylifera (date palm)
Lineage: Eukaryota; Viridiplantae; Streptophyta; Magnoliopsida; Arecales; Arecaceae
Product: thylakoid lumenal protein (Mog1/PsbP/DUF1795-like photosystem II reaction center PsbP family protein)
Biological process (GO): photosynthesis
Cellular component (GO): photosystem II; extrinsic component of membrane; photosystem II oxygen evolving complex
Molecular function (GO): calcium ion binding
Source: RefSeq, a predicted model, not a curated record
CUGAUCCCAGAUUUUAUGCCGCUAGUGGAUAAGGUCACCUCCUCCCGGCUUCCACAGGCAUCACAAACUCAACCCCCAUCCCCCCCAGAAAAAUCCACGAUAUGGCAACCCUCUUCGCCCCCUCCGCUGUCCUCUCCACCGCCACAACCGCGGCCGCCGCCGCCACCACCACCACCACCACCUCCCCGGCCCCUCCCAGACCUUUAAUCAGACCCCACUUCCCUCACCUCAAAUCUCUGUCCACCACCCUCGCCGCCACCGCCGCCGCGGCCUCACUCCUCCUCUCCACCCCCUCCCCCUCCCUCGCGGACUCCCCCACAGUCCACCUCUACUACGGCACCGCCGCCAGUGCCGCCAACUACGGCGGCUACGGCGGCAACGAGAGCAAGAAGGACUCGGCGGAGUAUAUCUACGAGGUCCCCGACGGUUGGAAGGAGCGGCCCAUCUCCAAAGUGGAGAAGGGCACCAACGGCACCGACAGCGAGUUCUACAACCCCAAGAAGCGCGCCGAGCGCGUGUACCUCACCUUCCUCCCCGGGUUCCGCGCCCUCGCCCCCGUCGACGCCGUCCUCUCCAAUCUCGCCCUCUCCGACGUCGAUCUCCAGGACCUGAUCGCCGGCGCCGCGUCCGUGCGGUCGGCGGAGCGGCGGGACGACAAGGGGCAGCUCUACUACGCCUACGAGAUCGAGGGUGCCGGGGCCCACAGCCUGGUCUCGGUUACGUGCGCCCGGAACAAGCUAUACGCCCACUUUGUAAGCGCGCCCAACCCGGAGUGGAAUCGGGAUCAGGAUACCCUCCGCCGGCUCCACGAGUCCUUCAGGACCGUCGUCGACCCCGCUUCUCCUUCCUAGCUCUUCCUCGUCGGUGUUCGUUUCGAUGUUCCCCGCGGUAAUAUGAUAUAUGUAACGGCACUCAUGAGCAAGACCAGAUGCUAUUAGGCUUCAUUUCAAGUUCUUUUGUAGUGUACUGUGUCUAUCUUAUGCAGGAGAUAUCGCUUGGAUAAGAUUUUGGAACCAAAGUACUCGCUAGAAUCAAGGAGAUCAAAGAGUGAGGAUUACCUUUUCUUCUGAGAACCAAAAAAGAGGAUUUUCCAGCUUCCCUUGGAUCUCGAUGUCCAUCUACCAUGAUAAUCUCCCUAUAUGGCUGUAAUUUUCCAAAUUGUGUGAACUGCAUUACUGGAGCUUCUGACAA